AUGCUUAAAGGAACUCCCUUCCUUUCUCUCUCUAUUUUUCUCUCUUUCUCUCUCUCCUUCUUUCUCUUUCUCUCUCUCCUUCUUUCUCUUUCUCUCUCUCCUUCUUUCUCUUUCUCUCUCUCCUUCUUUCUCUUUCUCUCUCUCCUUCUUUCUCUUUCUCUCUCUCCUUCUUUCUCUUUCUCUCUCUCCUUCUUUCUCUUUCUUUCUCUCCUUCGUUCUCUUUCUUUCUCUCCUUCGUUCUCUUUUCUCUCUCUGAAAAUAAAAAAUUUUUUCUCUCUCUCCUUCUUCUCUGUCUUUUUUUCUCUCUCUUUUUUUCUUGUUUUUUUUUUUCUUCUUUUUUUUUCUCUCUGUCUUUUUUUCUCUCUUCUUUUUUCUCUCUUUGUUUUUUUUUUUCUGUCUUUUUUUUUUUCUCUCUGUCUUUUUUCUCUCUGUCUUUUUUUCUCUCUGUCUUUUUUUUUUUUUUUUUCUCUCUUUCUUUUUUUUUUUUUCUCUCUGUCUUUUUUUUCUCUCUGUCUUUUUUCUCUUUUUUUUUUUCUCUUUUUCUUUUUUUUCUCUCUGUCUUUUUUUUUCUCUGUCUUUUUCUGUUUUUCUUUUUUUUCUCUUUUGUUUUUUUUUUUUUUUUUUUCUCUCUCUUUUUUUUUUUCUCUCUGUUUUUUUUCUCUCUCUGUUUUUUUUCUCUCUGUUUUUUUUCUCUGUCUCGAAUUUUGUCUUUUUUCUCUCUGUCUUUUUCUCUCUUUUUUUCUCUCUUUUUCUCUUUUUUUCUCUCUGUCUUUUUUUUUCUCUUUUUUCUCUGUUUUUUUCUCUCUUUUUUUCUCUCUGUCUUUUUUUCUCUCUUUCUUUUUUUUUCUCUCUUUUUUUUUCUCUCUGUCUUUUUUUUUUUUUUUUUUUUUCUCUCUGUUUUUUUUUUUUUUUUUUUUCUCUGUCUUUUUUUCUCUCUGUUUUUUUUUCUCUCUGUCUUUUUUUUCUCUGUCUUUUUUUUUCUUCUUUUUUUUUUUUUCUUUUUUGUCUUUUUUUUCUCUCUGUCUUUUUUUUCUCUCUGUCUUUUUUUUCUCUCUGUCUUUUUUUUCUCUCUGUCUUUUUUUUCUCUCUGUCUUUUUUUUCUCUCUGUCUUUUUUUUCUCUCUGUCUUUUUUUUCUCUCUGUCUUUUUUUUCUCUCUGUCUUUUUUUUCUCUCUGUCUUUUUUUUCUCUCUGUCUUUUUUUUCUCUCUGUCUUUUUUUUCUCUCUGUCUUUUUUUUCUCUCUGUCUUUUUUUUCUCUCUGUCUUUUUUUUCUCUCUUUUUUCUCUUUUUUUUUCUCUCUCUUUUUUUUUUCUCUCUGUCUUUUUUUCUCUGA
Molecule: messenger RNA, 1332 nt
Organism: Acanthosepion pharaonis
Lineage: Eukaryota; Metazoa; Mollusca; Cephalopoda; Sepiida; Sepiidae
Source: the annotation of a GenBank genome assembly